ACCCAAACCCCAAAGCACCACUCCCAACAACCAGAACGGAGACACUCAGUACUGAGUGUGUUACAACUCAACCACCGACAAAAUACAGUGCAAUCAAUGAGCGACAACAAUCAAGCGACAGGUUCAGAAGAAGCAUCUUCGUCAUUGGCGGUUGUUCCACUACAAGCCGAGGGAGAUGCGAUUCUCUCCGUAUCGCAAUUCCCACCCUUGUCCACGUUUCAAAAGUCCAUCGAAUACCCUGCAGUUAUUAUCCCUGUUCGACGAACCGCCGAGCUUCGCAAGUCCUUGUCCUCUGUGUUGUUGCGUCUUCCCAAAAUCAAAAAUGUGUAUCCCAAUCCAGACGAUGAGACGACGAGAAAGCUUGUCUUGGACAAUCCAAAAGCCUUGAAGGAUGAUCGGGUCCGUGCCUUGUUGGCCAAUGACAAGUGCGCCCAGACGACACAUACCAUUACCUUUUCCUAUGAGGACUGCACCGUGGAUGAAGUGUUGCGAAAACUAUUGCCCAGUCGCAUACCCGAAGUACCAUCGGCUUUUGAAGUUGUGGGUAGCAUUGCCCAUUUGAAUUUGAGAGACGAUCUGUUGCCAUAUAAGUUCAUUGUGGGCAAGGUAAUCCUGGACAAGAACCAACCCCGCAUUCAAACCGUGGUGAAUAAGUUGGGUUCUAUUUCCAAUGAAUACAGAACCUUUGGGAUGGAGGUGAUUGCUGGUCGUGGGGGUAGUGGCGAAAAUAAUGAUAAUGGCGACCAUGCUGAUGAUUGGAGCUUGGUCAAGGUCAAAGAGGAUGGGUGCGAAUUCACGCUGGAUUUCCAACAAGUCUAUUGGAAUUCUAGGUUGGGAGGGGAACACAAACGACUGGUUCAAAUGAUUAGAAAGGAUGCCCAACAACGACCGGACAAGUCUGUGGUGGUGGCCGACUUGAUGGCGGGAGUUGGACCUUUUGCAGUGCCGUUGACAGCCGGUCUACCCAACAAUAAGAACAAUCAAAGAAAAAAGAAGAAGAGCAACAAAGCCCAAAAGUCGGAUAAAGGGGAUAAUGGGAACAAACAAGACACGGAUGCUACCACCAUAAUUGUCCAUGCCAAUGAUCUGAAUCCAGCAUCUUACAAGUACCUCAAAAUCAAUGCCCAAAACAACAAAUGUCCCAGCGACCGAUUGCAUUGCUACAAUAUGGAUGCACGGGCCUUUUGUCAUCAGCUUCAACAACAAACAUCAUCAUCAUCACCAUCAGCCACGACAGAACCACAAUCUGCCACCACAAGCGACGACAAGCAUGUAGAGUUUCACCAUGUGAUUAUGAAUUUACCCGCGUCUGCUCCCGAGUUUUUGGAUGCGUUUCGCGGGUUCACCAACACAAUUCUACCUCGCAUUCAUGUCCACUGCUUUGCCCCGAAAAAGCCAGAGACAGCAGAAGGUAGUGCUGCCAGCAAAGAAGAGGAUGGUGUUGAUAGGGCAGUGGUGGAGCGCUGUAGCAACGCGUUGGGAUGUGCCCUGGAUGUGGAGAAACAUGAAGUAUCGGUUAGGAUCGUGCGUGAUGUGUCUCCCCGAAAGAACAUGGUCUGCGUGAGCUUUACCUUGCCAGAGGAAGUACGGGGGCUGUCUCGGAUUGAAACGGGAAGAGAAAGCAAGAGUGGCAGCAAAGACGGAGUCGACCAAGAGGAAGCAGGCGAACCUAAAACCAAGCGGGCAAAGACCACGGACGAUUGAUGGACAUAGCCCCUACCGUAUCUUAUGAUGCAUAGUGUAAGCAACCCAUGUAAAAACUUUGCUAGAAUGAUUACCCAAAAGACAAACUACUCGAUAGCUGGCCGCUGGGACCUAGGGACGAUGCUCGGAAGAUGCCUCCUUUUUGGUCGCUUGUCUGCAUGCAGAACCAUCCUCAGGAUACUCGACAAUGCACUCCCCUUGAACAUAUGUUUUCAACACCUGCGCAAACUCGGCAAAUUCCUUCUUUUUGAUCUUGCGCUCUUCGACCAGCCCGGCCGCUGGGUGGUAAAUGUGUCCGUAGGGCAACGAGGGAACUCCCAGUCCAUCGUGCAAAAAGGCAUUCUCCUUGGUCAAGGGUACUUCGACAAACUUGACGACGCCUUCAUAGUCACGGCAGAGUUUGCGAAAGGGUUGUUGGACCGCCUUGCAUGCCUUGCACCAGGGUGCGUAAAAGCGGACGCAGACCAUGCAGUCGCUUUCAUCUGCCACGGCGGCCUUGUACUCUUGAAUGGUCAAGACUUCUUGGGGAAUCACUCGUCGACCAAUCUUCUCCUUGAGAACGCGAGGAAUUCGUGGCAGGAAACCUCCACUGGUUGUCUUGACCCACGCCUUGUCGUCGUCAUUUUCAUCGCCAUUGAGCUUUUCCUUUUCUUCUUCCCUGUUCGGGGGAUCAGCCACCACAAACAGAGGUUGUCUCUGGUGGCGGUUAUCAACGCCUGUAGACCUUGAUAACGAGGGCGAUGAGGGUACAAAGGCAUUUGCUUGGGUCAAGUAGGCUGCCGCCACAAGUAGAAAGUUCAUGAGGUAGCGAUUCAUGAUCAGAGGAGUGCAACCUUGUACAGAGCUUUGAUGGUGUUGAGGCGCCAUGGUAAGAUUAUUAUGUGCUGGUUGGGUAUGGACAGUUCGUGGGAAUGAAUGAAUAAAUGCUGUACAGGUCUGAUUGGAUCGACUGUCUCUUGCAGUCUAUUGAGCUAUGAAAAUACGUCGAGCUGAUGGCAGAAUGGGGAUGAGAAGGCAACAAAUGAUAUCAAGCCAUCAACCACUUGUUCCUCGUUUCUUUCAAGGAAGCAAUCAGCAGAUGUUGAUGUGUCGAACAUUGGAUUUGUGAGAUGCAACUUGACGCAGUCGACGGCGAGUGGCUUUGAAGUCUUUGUCGUUCCGUCAUUUUCUCGAGAGGUCCUGGCUAGAGGAAGCAUUCGUAAGUGAUUGAUUCUUACGCACCGAACAUGUGACGCAGCCAGGUUUAGGCGGCAGUGUGACACUUGUAUUCGUUUGAUUGGUGGCGGGUGGCUUCUGAAUUAGCAGGGAAUAAUACAAGGGGUAUUUUGACUUGUUCACAAAUAAUAAAGCGAUCACGUAUGAUUUGUCCACCCUAGACACCACCCCAGAAAGUUCGAAACAGUUCGAGCACGAAGGUUAGGGUUAUUCCCAUCUGCUGGUACUGGUAUCGCACUAAGGACUGCAACGACGAAAAUUAUAAUGCAGCCUUUCAUUUCCUGGAA
This is a messenger RNA of Seminavis robusta, 3206 nucleotides long. The record is from the annotation of a GenBank genome assembly. Lineage: Eukaryota; Bacillariophyta; Bacillariophyceae; Naviculales; Naviculaceae.